Molecule: messenger RNA, 1107 nt
Organism: Symbiodinium pilosum
Lineage: Eukaryota; Dinophyceae; Suessiales; Symbiodiniaceae
Source: the annotation of a GenBank genome assembly
AUGUCGGGGCCCCCGGGGCCCAGUUCUGCAGCCGUGCGGCAGCGUUGGAUCACGCAGUUUGGCCCACCUCCGGCGUGUCAGCGGCCCUUAGAAGAGUUGGUAGAUGAUGCUACUCUCCGGUGCUGUCAACGCCUCACAUCCGCAGCUGGGGCACGUGCCCUAUUGCCCCAGGGCCAGAUAGGAGAAUUCUUUACCAUGGAUCAGUUCCAUGGUUCAUUUAAGCCCAUGUUGCAGCAGUGGAGCGCGCCGACAGGCUUCUGUGGGGCAAUGGCUGUGGCUGGGACAGAGCUACUCUUUGAGACUCUCAUCACCGGACCUUUGGCGGUCACGGGCACGCCUCAGACUACCGACCUCGUAGCAGAUCUCGCGUCAGCACCCCUCUGCUCUUUGGACUUACUGUGCCCGCGAGCUCAAGCUGUGAUGAAACAGAUUCACAGCUGGCGGACUGGCUACAUCCAGGAUCAUGCUUCAGACUUCGAUGCCCAAGGCGACAGUAAGCGAUAUCUGAGCGCCUGGUAUGCGAACUACGAGCUGUCGGAUGUUCUCCGCGACUUUUGUGCGCAGCAGCGAGCGUUGGGUGUGCCAGAUGCUGUGCUUGACCAGAUUCUGUUUCUGCGAGAGAACCAGUGGCCAGCAUACGACGAUGCCGCGCACGAAGAGCGCAAGCGGCUAAUGGAAGAAGAGACUUUUGGUGGACGUAAGGUGACCACUGAGGAUGGGAACGAGGGGCUUCGGUUCGACCCUUCCCAGGGAGACCGCUCCGUCAUUGUCGAAAUCCCAAACAGAAAGGUGCUGCUGCGAGCAGAUGAAUGGGAGGCACAAUAUGCAGCCAGCAUUGGGUUUCCAAGGAUUGCCUGUCUCGACGUCGGUAACCAUUUCACUUGCGCCGCAUUUUUCGAGGCGCCUGCAGGAGAAGGAGGUUUGUUGCCAACGACUUUGCAUUUCAACACAACGAAGAGCAAGUACAGCAGCCGCCACAUGCUACAGGUCGCUCAUUUUCUCUUUGCAAUGCGGGCUCUCCCUGCAUCCAGCGUUGCAACAGAGCGAGUGGAGGGCCCCUCGUCAGAACCUCUGACCCGAGAUGCCAUCGUCAUCUAUGAUGACUGA